AUGGCGGAGAAGGGCAGGCUCAGCUUCCCCGCGGGGCCCGGCGCCCUGAACACGCCUGUGCCCAUGAACCUGUUCGCCACCUGGGAAAUCGACGGCUCUAGUCCCAGCUGCGUCCCCAGGUUAUGCAGCUUGACCUUAAAAAAGCUGGUUGUUUUCAAGGAAUUGGAAAAGGAACUCAUCUCUGUUGUAAUUGCAGUCAAAAUGCAGGGUUCAAAACGAAUAUUGAGGUCUCAUGAAAUUGUGCUGCCCCCCAGUGGACAAGUGGAAACUGAUCUUGCACUAACAUUUUCACUACAGUAUCCUCAUUUCUUGAAAAGAGAAGGCAACAAGCUUCAGAUUAUGCUGCAGAGAAGAAAACGAUACAAAAACCGAACUAUUUUGGGCUACAAAACAUUGGCAGUGGGGUCCAUCAACAUGGCUGAGGUGAUGCAGCACCCAACUGAAGGGGGCCAGAUUCUGAGCCUUUGUAGCAACAUCAAAGAAGUCACUGCUAAAGUAGCUGAAAUAUGGAUCUUCUCUUUGUCUAGUCAGCCAAUAGACCAUGAUGACAGCACUAUGCAUUCCAGCCAGAAAAUCAAAUCCACAGAUAACUAUUCUGAAGAAGAGUAUGAGAGUUUUUCUUCAGAGCAGGAAGCCAGUGAUGAUGCUGUCCAGGGACAGGAUUUGGACGAUGAUGAGUAUGAUGUGGGGAAACCAAAGAAACAGCGGAGAUCGAUAGUAAGAACGACGUCCAUAACCAGGCAACAAAACUUCAAGCAGAAGGUGGUGGCAUUGUUGCGAAGGUUUAAAGUUUCUGAUGAGGUGCUAGACUCAGAGCAAGACCCAGCAGAGCAUGUUCCAGAAGUUGAAGAGGACUUGGACCUUCUGUAUGAUACUCUAGAUAUAGAGAAUCCAAGUGACAGUGGCCCUGAAAUGGAAGAUGAUGAUAGUGUCCUUAGUACACCUAAACCAAAAUUAAGGCCCUAUUUUGAAGGUUUAUCACACUCCAGUUCUCAAACAGAAAUUGGCAGCAUCCACAGUAUCAGAAGUCAUAAGGAACCACCAAGUCCAAUGGAAGUGCCUGAAAAGACGAGGAAGCAUCAAGGUGACAGUGUUUCUGACACUAUAUCUUACAAUCUGCUUCCUCAAGAGACUAAUCAACAAGAAGACAGCCAGGAAACUGAGAUUUCUACACUGGAUGUGUUCAUAGAGAAGCUUCCACCAAGUGGGAAGAUUACCAAGACAGAGUCUUUGAUUAUUCCUUCUACCAGGUCAGAGGGAAAGCAGACUGGCCGGCGUGGUCGAAGCACUUCACUGAAGGAAAGGCAGCCUGUGAGGCCACAGAAUGAAAGAGCUAAUAGUCUGGAUAAUGAGCGCUCACCAGAUACUAGGAACCACUUGCAGAUCCCAAGAAAAACAGUAUAUGACCAAUUAAAUCAUAUCUUAAUUUCUGAUGACCAGCUACCUGAAAAUAUAAUUCUUGUUAAUACUUCUGACUGGCAAGGACAGUUCCUUUCAGAUGUCUUGCAAAAACACACACUCCCAGUGGUCUGCACAUGUUCUUCAGCAGAUAUUCAGGCAGCUUUCAGUACUAUUGUCUCAAGGAUCCAGAGAUACUGUAACUGUAAUUCUCAGCCACCAAACCCAGUGAAAAUUGCUGUGGCAGGAGCUCAAAACUAUCUCAGUGCUGUAUUGAGGCUUUUUGUUGAACAGUUGUCUCAUAAAACACCUGACUGGCUUGGCUAUAUGAGGUUCCUGAUCAUCCCAUUAGGUUCUCAUCCAGUGGCUAAAUAUCUUGGUUCUGUCGAUCACCGGUAUAACAACUUCUUCCAGGAUUUGGCAUGGAGGGAUUUGUUCAGUAAACUUGAAGCACAUACUACUGUUCAGGAAACCCCAGAUAUUGUAUCCAGAAUCACACAGUACAUUGCAGGGGCUAACUGUGCCCAUCAGUUACCGAUUGCAGAAGCUAUGUUGACAUAUAAGCAAAAGAGCCCUGAUGAAGAAUCUUCCCAAAAGUUCAUUCCUUUUGUUGGGGUGGUGAAGGUUGGAAUAGUAGAACAAUCUUCAGCAGCAUCAGGUGAUUCAGAUGAUGCAGCUCCCUCUAGUUCCAGUAUUCUUUCCUCUACCCCACCUUCAAUGUCUCCUGCUGCAAAGGAAGCCUCACCUACCCCCCCCUCCUCUCCAUCUGUGACAGGCAGCUUUUCUUCCCCCAGUCAGAGUGCUGGUGUUGAAUUAAUGGGGCUACAAGUAGAUUACUGGAUUGCUGCUCAGCCCAUGGAAAAAAAGAAAGACACAGAAAAGAAAGAUCCUUUCACUGCCAAAAACACACUGAAAUGCACUUUUCGGUCUCUCCAGGUUAGCAGGCUUCCUAGCAGUGGUGAGACAAUAGCCACUCCAACAAUGUCAAUGACCGUUGUAACAAAGGAGAAAAACAAAAAAGUGAUGUUUUUACCUAAGAAAACAAAAGACAAGGAAAUUGAGUCAAAGAGUCAAUGUAUUGAAGGAAUUAGUAGGUUGAUUUGCACUGCAAAACAUCAGCAGAACAUGCUACGGGUUCUCAUUGAUGGAGUAGAAUGGAAUGAUGUCAAGUUCUUUCAGCUGGCGGCACAGUGGUCUUCCCAUGUCAAGCAUUUCCCUAUCUGCAUCUUUGGACACUCUAAAUUCAAUUUCUAAAUUCCUGAAAGAAGGUGAACAAACAAGGAAAAAGUGAGAGAUAAUCAUUCUUACUGGAGCUGUCAAGUGCUGCCGUUUGCUGACUGAAAGCCCCUCUGCUUUCUAGAGAUGAUGGACUGCUGUACUGGAAUGAUUUAUGAAUUACUUUUCUAUUAGUAUUUCAGUUUACUACAAGGGACAUACCCUUAAAAACAAAGAAAAAACAGUCUUAAGUAUGAAUGUACUUAUAACCUAAAAAUUAAUUGGAACAACUCCCAAGCUGGAGAGCAAAGUAACUGCACUGCUUAUUAACAUUAAAUAUGUUUGAGGGAGGAUUUGGGGGAGAGAAGGUAAGGGAAAGAUUAAGAUUUGAGACUCUCAUUUAGGAAUAUUUUGUUGUUGGUGGUGGUGGGAAAGGAAACACUGGAAAAAAAAAAGAAAUGCAACUUGAGGUUUCCAAAUGGUUCCUCUCCACCCAGAACUUUAGAAGCAGGAAAUAUUUUCUUGCUCUCCACCAUCUUUUCCAUAAGGAAAAGAAGAUCUGAAGAUUUCUCAAGUAGCAAUAGUAAAAAAGGGUAAGUCACUUGUAUCAAGCUAUAGAUUCCAUCUGGUCUACACAAACUGGGGACCACUCAGCUCACUACAUCUCAAAAAGGGUAGAAGGUAGAAGAAAAGGAGACUCCCAGAUAAGAAGUCGAGUGAGAAUUGCCCAGGGUGCCUCAUAGUCAAGGAGGAACCUGACUUAGUGCUUCUACUUGGUGAAAAUCCCAAGGGCAAGAGACUCAAGGACAAUGCCACUCCAAAUGCAAACCACCCAUGUUCCUCCUGCUGCCAGGAAGCUGCUGCCAGUGCUUGGUGGUCAGCAGGCUUGCUGCUAUUCUUUAGAGUUUUCACCAACUCAUUCUUUUCAAUAAAACCUCCAGCCUCAUAAAAAAAA
Molecule: messenger RNA, 3568 nt
Organism: Gracilinanus agilis (Agile Gracile Mouse Opossum)
Lineage: Eukaryota; Metazoa; Chordata; Mammalia; Didelphimorphia; Didelphidae
Gene: PACS2
Product: phosphofurin acidic cluster sorting protein 2
Exons: 24
Coding region: 1-2652 (883 amino acids)
Biological process (GO): protein localization to plasma membrane
Molecular function (GO): transmembrane transporter binding
Source: RefSeq, a predicted model, not a curated record